Messenger RNA from Epithele typhae, 303 nucleotides. RefSeq names its product hydrophobin. The record is from RefSeq and is a predicted model, not a curated record. NCBI's taxonomy places the organism in Eukaryota, Fungi, Basidiomycota, Agaricomycetes, Polyporales, Epitheliaceae. Gene Ontology annotation, cellular component: fungal-type cell wall. Bases 1 to 303 code for a protein of 100 amino acids. Gene Ontology annotation, molecular function: structural constituent of cell wall. The transcript has 3 exons.
AUGCUCGCCAACACCCUCCUCGCCGUCUCCGCCGUCUCCAUCCUUGCCGCCGCCACCCCACCCCCGGCGGCUCAGUGCUGCCAGACCUCGGGCUCCGCGAGCGACCCCGCGAUCUCGACGGUGCUCGCCGGGCUCGGGAUCGUCGUCCAGGACGUCGAUGCCCUCGUCGGCCUCACGUGCUCCGCUGUCUUCGUCGUUGGCGUCGGCGGCACGACUUGCGACGCGAACGCGCUCUGCUGCUCGGACAACAGCUUCGGGGGGCUCGCAUCGAUUGGCUGCGUGCCGGUCGACCUCUCUUCUUGA